This is a messenger RNA of Hydra vulgaris (swiftwater hydra), 2371 nucleotides long. RefSeq lists its product as uncharacterized. The record is from RefSeq and is a predicted model, not a curated record. Gene Ontology annotation, biological process: protein import into nucleus. Lineage: Eukaryota; Metazoa; Cnidaria; Hydrozoa; Anthoathecata; Hydridae. Gene Ontology annotation, cellular component: nucleus; cytoplasm.
AAUGCAGACUGGCGAAUCAGAUAAAUAUGCUGAAAAUGUUGAGAGGAGCAGCUGAUUCUUAUCCCUCUAGGAUAUAAUGUAUCUCACGUAAAAUAGCUGAGAUGAGUUAUUAUUAUUGCCAUGUUUUCUACAAAUGUGUAGCAAUUUCGUUGAAUAAUGUUUUCACUGAAAAUUUGAACUAAUUUAUAUUGUGUUGUAUUUACGUACAUCAUGAAUUUGCCGUUUAAACCAAAUAUUUCAAGUAAAAGUAAAAUAAAAUAUAUAUAUUUAAAUACACUCUUGGGAUUAUAUUGUUUAUUUUCAUUUCAAAUUAAAUUUUCACUUGGUGGACUGGAAAGGUAUAAGAAAUUUAUAUCUGAAAGCAAUACUAAAGAAUCUGAAAACAAGCUAUCUGAAAUGUGCGCUUUUGUUGCUGAUACGUCUUGCCAAAAAUGUAUAGAUUUAGCAGUUUGUUUUUGGUGUGGCAAAAGAAGUGAAAAUGCUGUUGGACAAUGCUAUGCCAUAAUUGAUAAAAAAGCUAAGUAUGAAUGUCAAGGUCAACAAGUAUACAAUAAAGGGACUUGUAGUUAUAAUGAUGCUGUUCAGGAAAAUGAAAUAAAAAAAAAGAAAAUUCUAAUUAAUCUACUUAAUUUGUUCAAAAAACUUCACUUUCUAAAUAAUAAUGAAAAAGAAAAAGGAGGGAACAUUUCUAAAUAUAUAACUUCUUUUAUUUCAGAGAGCAAAAAAAGUGAAUACCAUAUAAAUGCUAUUAACACACCGUUAAUAAACAUACAAAAUUUUACAAGAAAUUCUGAUAUAGAAGAUAAAAUAAUAUCUAAUAAUGUAACUAGUUUGCCAUUGAACUAUCAUGAAAUAACAAUUAACAACUCUUCUAUGUCUGAAAAUUUGUAUACACAUCAUUUACAAGACUGUUCUCAUUUGAAUAAUAAUGUUUGUGAGUUGUCAGUUUGUGUUUGGUGUGAAGCUUUAAAAAAGUGUGUUUUAAAAUCAGAGUUUCAACAAAAUCAAUGCAAUCCAAGUUUUUUAAUGCAAAAUGUUGUUAAAGAAACCAGUAUGUGUAGAACAAAAGUUUCUUGCAAAACUUGCACUGAGUAUGAAGAUUGCUAUUGGUGCGAUAAAACAAAGCUUUGUCAUUCUUUCAUUGAUGCGUCGCUUAUUUCGAAUGAAUGUUCAGAAAAGUGGUUCCAUCGUAGCUGUAGUAAUCAAUCAGUUAUUUUAUUUUUCAUUUUACCUGCACUUGGAUGUUUGUUGAUGAUGGGUGUUGGUUACAUAUGCGUAAAAUAUUGUUAUUAUCAACAGUUAAAACCAGUUGAAGUAAAGCUCGAGGAGCAACCCAUGCUUUUUAAGGAAAAAAAUGGACGAACAAUAUACCAAAUUGCAGAAUCAGAAGAAGAAGAUGAAGAUGAAAAAUCUAUUGCUGAAAAAAGCGGAAGCAUUUAUCAAAAGUUAGGGAAAAAUUAUCCUUCUGUAUGGUGAAUUUAAGGCUUUUUCAAUUUAAUUUUAAACAAGUUUUAAUGCUUAUUUCAUAAUAAAAAUAAGAAUACUAAUAUACAUUUUUUGUUUAACUAUAUGGCUAUUUAUUGUUUAACAUAUUUUUUUAGUUUUUAUUUACUAUUUGCUUUAAUAAUUCUCAAAUAAAAAUAGGAUGUAAUCCAUUAAAGUUUACAACUUUGUAUUUGUACAUUUAUUUAAUAUCUAUUUAAUUUUUUAAUGUUUUUCUGUGAAUUUUUUACUACUUUAUAAUGUGUGUUCAUUAAGAGAUGUAAAUAAAAAUGUUUUGUUUAUUAAUGUGUUCUCGUAAGUCCGUAUAUAUUUUGUUUUAUUACAUGUUAUGUUUUAUUUGUAAUUGACGGUGCUUAGAUCAUUUAACAUUUCCACAGAAUCCUAGCAAAAUGUAUGCAAUGCAUAUCAGUAAGACAUCGUAUGCACCACAAUCUUGUGUGGCUUGAAUGAUUUCUUGCAUAUUUUUUUGCACUUAUGAUGUUUAAUAACUCGGUAUAGUUCAUGCUAUAAUGUAUAACAGCUUUAAUAUCAUGUUAAAACAUUAGGUUGUUUGAAAAAAAAUGCAUAAUAAGUUAGCUUAAUGAUAAACAAUGCUUAUUAGUGUUAAUAAUAAUUUAAAUACAUAAUAUAUCUAACCUAAAUGGUAAUUUAAAUUAAUAUAUAAGGCGCGCUAAAGUAUCUCGUAAUUCGAAAAAAAAAAUUAUUUUUAUUUUUGGAUCAACAAAUAACUUAUUAAUAAGAAUUUCAAGUGUUUUUGUUGUUGCUGUUGUUUUCCAGCUUAUGUGUAAUAAAACGUGUUUUUCUAAAACUAUGGAAAAUAUAUCUAGUUGUUGUACUGAAUAAAUAGUCGUUAUCUCUUAUGUUAAAA